GAACAGCCAGCCCUUCCCUGACAGCGGAGUUGACGAGCCAGUGGUAGGCUCUGAGACACGAGCACCACGGAAGUUUGGCCUCGAACGGUCCAAUAGUGAAAGCACGAAGGCGGUGCUUGCGGUGGCCUUGCACCAAAGGGAGCCCGUUGAUAGUUAAAGCUCUGUGUGAAACCUAUAUUGUUAUUUUGAAUGUAUGUAUGUGUUUGUUUGUUGAAGAAAACGGUUACGCUGGCAAAUGGAUUGUCUUAUAUUUAAAAUGUGCUUGUUUUUGUUCCACGCUGUUCCCGUCAUUCUUACAGCAGAGACUAGCGGUACUAGUAUCGCAGAGAACAAAGUAGUCUGUUAUGGAGUGAACAAUCAGAGCUACAGCUGUGAUGCUGGCCAUUGCUGUGGGGAGUCGCAGUGCUGUAACUACUACUAUGAGCUCUGGUGGUUCUGGCUGGUUUGGACUAUAAUUAUAAUAUUGAGCUGCUGUUGUGUUUGCCACCACCGACGCACAAAGCACCGGCUGCAGCAGCAACAGCGGCAACACGAAAUAAAUCUGAUUGCCUACCGGGAAGCUCACAACUAUACCUCCCUGCCAUUCUACUUCAGGUUUUUGCCAAAUUAUCUACUGCCUGCCUAUGAAGAAGUGGUAAAUAGACCUCCAACCCCACCUCCACCGUAUAGUGCCUUGCAGUCGGGCCCUCCAGCCAGCAGCAGCCCCUCAAGCCCAGAGCAAGCAGACAGAAACCCACAGGCGGCACAAGUGAACACCCCACCAGCAGCCAACGAUGCUGUCUCCCAACACCCCAGCACCCUCGAACCUGAGCCACCCACAGCCUACAUCCAGAGAGAAGUCACAAAGCCUCAUGUUGCUAUCGAGCAGGACAGCCUGGACGCCUGCGCAGAGGAACUGGCUGAUCCAGCAUCCUCUCCAGACAAGGAGGGGGACUGUCCGAAAGAUCUGCUGAAAGACUUGAGCGCUGAAACCUUCUCGGACGACAAAGACAAGACCCCAGGAAGGCACCGGCGCUUCACCGGAGAUUCAGGCAUCGAGGUUUGCGUCUGCAGCCGGGGGAGCGAGGCAGAUCUCAAGGAGCUGGACGGACUGCUUGAUGAAGGAUUGGACGGACCCAUGGACUUCUGCAACACCUGUGACCCCCGGGCGUACAGGGAUGAGGAACUGGGACUGGCUGUUCUAGAGAGACACCAGGACCAUGGGGAGCCUUCACUGUCUCGGCAUCCGGCCUGCCUAUUGCUGCACACUAUAAAUGAGCAGGAAUCCCCAAACAGUCAGUGUGCCAGCAGUGAUCCACAAAGUUGAGCAGAGGUUUGGUGCAUAGAAAAGAGUUGAACAGAAACAGACUUUUUUUUUGUGAUGGUAGUGAUUUGAGGGCUCACAUUAAGUCUGUGGCUGUUAUUUCUCAGCAAGACCCAGCAAAGCCUUUAGUAAAGUGAGUGCUGCUCUGCUUUCAGAGGACACCACUUUUUUUUACUUUACAAAAAGAAACCUUGCCUUGAUGGCUCACAGGAGUAUAUGCUACACAAGUCGAGGCAGUUUGCAUAUUUAGAAGGCAAACUAUUUCACCUUUGUUACAAGGAAUUUGUGGCCCGUUCCAUGUAAGCAGACUGGCAACUUUAUGCACUGAAGUGCUUUGCUGGAAAAAUGAAACCGGAAGAUUUAGUCUCCUGAUUGCUAAUUUAAUUAGGAUUACAAUCAAUGAGUAAUAUUGGGAAACAGAUGGUGUCUUUUUUUACUUGUUUUUAAAAAUACAUCAUUUGGUUUGUUUUCUGUGGUGGAAAAGAGACAUAGACCAUAAUCUCCUCUUGGAUAACAAUGCCAAUGAACAGCUUCAACAGAGAUCUCUUCAGAAGGUGUAUUCAUUCUUGCAUACAGGUAAUGGAUAAUGGUGGGAUUUCCCUAGUCCCUCUGUGCCCGGUGUACAACACACAUGAUGCCCAGAUUUGUUGUGUUUGUGUGUGUGGGUAGUAUUUUAAUUUUAAGUGAUCUUAUUAUUUUAAGAGCCAAAAAGCACCAGGUUGCUGCUUUUGUAAGUGUAUGUGUGUACAUGCAUUAUACGAUCACUUCAGUUAUACAAGGAAAUUAUCCUUUCAGUUCUGAUCUGGGACAGUUACUACUUACUGUGUUUGGAUCCUUCUAUUCAAAUAUCAAAGAUUUAUAAAUGACUGUUCUUUUUAGAGCAAGUCCUUGUAGGGUGUUGGGAGAUAUAUAUAAAGAUUUUUUUAGCAAAUUAGAUUUUUUUUUUUGUGUACUGUAAGCUUUAAAUUAAGCAUUUAAAAUGUGCUGGCUGGAUUUUUGGAUUUUCUUCACUAGGCUAUAACUAAGUCACAUCCUUUUCACCUUGGCUAUAGCUGAGUGCUGAAAUGAAAACAAUACCUUACAACAACAAACAAUCCAUGAAAUUGUAACUUCACUUGCAAUAAAAAAAAAAAAAAGUAAUCAGCAACCCUGCUGUACCACAAAGGGUACUAUAUCGUAAUGUAGCUGUUGGAGCUUUACACAUUGAAAUCUGUUCUGUUUCAGUUAUUUUACAUGGUAUAUACAGUAUGUGACUUGUUAUCUGACACAAACAGCAAUGUUACUUGUUGGGUUUGACUCCCGUCUGCUUGUUUUGAAGUAAUUACUAAUAUUCCGCCUAGGAAAUGCUGAGGGCUUUUUAUGUAUGUUUACAAAGCUGGCAGACCUAUUGAGCAGAUAAAAAUAAAGCUGGGGGAAUAAUAAUUGGAUACACAUCCAUGAAUAACCGAGUAUAAAAGCCAAGUGUAGGGAGGGAAGUGGGAGAAGGAUCAUAGUAAAAAUGAUCUCAAAUUGAUUUUUAAUCAGAUUUCAUCAGUUCAAUUUAAAGGAGAGUAAAAACUUUGCACAUCUCAGUAGGCUUCUCUGUACAUUUCAGAUGGGAGGCCUCCUGAAGUUAUCUAAGAUUACUUAGAGCUUUGUUCCAGCAAAGGCAUACUAGAGAGAGGCAAACUAUACUGCAAACAAUUGAAAAACAAAAGUUAGUGAACAAUAUCAAGUAACCAUUGCUUGAGAAAUUCAGUACCAUUAUCUUCUGUUCCUUAAAUGUACAUUAUUCAAUUGACCUAGAUAUCUGUUACAGGUAUAAACGUGCAUUUAAUGGAAAAGGAUACUAGUUUUUGUCUUACCCUAGGCGGUGUCUGUCUCUUGUGUUGUAAUCAUAAAUACAAGCCAUUGUUUUGCCUUUUAAGCCAACAGAAUGGCCUGCUGGCUGUUUGCACACCUUAUUUUCAAGGGCCUUUACUUGACAAAAGAUGGCCUUAGAUUUAUUAAUGCUGCAUAAUUGCUGAAGAAAAGAGUUUUUAUACAUAAAUGCAAAACUCAAUUAUUUUUAUGUUAAAUGAAAUAUACCAGUUACACUAUUUUUUGAAGAAAAAUAAUUAUAUUCAGUUCAUAUUCCUUCUUUACAAAAGCUUCAUGUGUUAAAGGCCACUUUAAGACUUGUGUACAGGUGGAAAAUACAUAUCAGCUCUGUGUUGGAUGUAUCAUUUUUUGUGUGUGUGUGUUGUUGAGAUCAAAGCACAACUGCAUGAUGGCGUCCCAUAUCUUAAUAAAGCAACGCUGAUCCGAGCUGCCAGGUGGUGUUUUUGCAAAUUCAAUUGUAAUUCCUUGUUUUAAAGAAAGAACCUAACAAAAACAGCACACAGUUAAAUAAAAAGAAUGCAAAAUGGAAUUUGAAUCUACUUGCUCAUUACAGAAUUUAGAACAUCGUUGUUUUUUUUUGGGGGGGGGGGGGCAAAUACAAAAAUUCAAAUGAAAGACUUGGACUGGAAGGGCCAGCUUUGCCCAUCCCUGGAAUAGACAUUCACUUGUAAAAUAAUGUCAAAGUGGAGAGGGGGUCUAAUAAAUAAAAAGCUGGGUGACACAAUGCAGCUUUACCCAGAAUAGAGAAAUGCGAAGAUUACUUGGCAUUACAGUUGGAGAAUGUGAGAAGAAUUGAAUUGUUUAGAAAAACAUGAGCCUAUAUGUUUUCUUUUAGUUUGUUUUUGAUUAUUAAGAAAACAACACUUCAGCUUUGUAAACUACACUGUUUUCCUAUGUUCAGAUAAUGUAGAGCAGUUAAGGUAGUUUUUAAUUAUGCAGAGAAAAAAAAAAAAUGAGCGUGUGCAGUAUCUUAUCUCUGAUUUAUAUUGACAAUGACAAAGUGUUAUCUGCUGUAAUGGAAAAUGCAAGAUGGAUUUAAAAAAAUAAAUACUACAACCCCCUU
Molecule: messenger RNA, 4226 nt
Organism: Acipenser ruthenus (sterlet)
Lineage: Eukaryota; Metazoa; Chordata; Actinopteri; Acipenseriformes; Acipenseridae
Product: WW domain binding protein 1-like
Exons: 4
Coding region: 236-1306 (356 amino acids)
Source: RefSeq, a predicted model, not a curated record